UUCUCCAGAUUCGGGACUGGCUGUCAGACGGGACCAUGGAGCUGCUCUGAUCACCCGCGGAGAUCCAAGAUGCUGCUGCCGGUGAACGGCUCCUCCUGCGGGGCCGACAUGUCGGUGACCAACCGGUCAGCGGACGCGAGCGUCGGCGCGGAAGCAGACGGUGCUCCCGGACCGGAGGCAGUGAUCGUGCCCGUGGUGUUCGGGCUGAUCUUCGUGGUGGGACUGGUGGGAAACUCUCUUGUGAUGGUCGUUAUCGGGAGGGUAAAGUGUAGCGGCGGGGCGCGCGCUCUCAGCCCCACCAACAUCUUCAUCGUGAACCUGAGCGUAGCGGACCUCCUCUUCCUUCUCUUCUGCGUGCCCCUCCACGCCACCAUCUACUCUCUGCCCGAGUGGGUGUUCGGGGCAUUCGCGUGUAAGUUCGGACACUUCCUUUUCACCGUCAGCAUGCUGGUCAGCAUCUUCACGCUCGUGGCCAUGUCUGUGGACCGUUACAUCGCCGUGGUGCGCUCCAAGAAGUCCGCGUGCGUCCGGAGCCGCAGGAACGCGCUGGUUGGGCUAGGUGUCAUCUGGACCUUGUCGCUGGUGUGUUCGGUUCCGGUGGCGCAGCACCAGGUUAUCACAAACCACCCCAGUGCCCCAAACAGCUCGUUCUGUUGGGACAACCGGACCGGAGCGUCCAGAGCCGCCUACAGGGUGUCCGUCCUUGUCCUGGGGUACCUGCUGCCGCUGCUUCUCAUCUGCUGCUGCUACACAAGGGUUUUGUGUCACCUCCACAGAAAGAUGAAGAACUUGUCCAAGAAAUCAAAGCGCUCCAAAAGAAAGACCGCUCAGACUGUCCUCCUCCUCGUCUCCGCCUUCACCAUUUGCUGGAUGCCCCAUCACAUCAUCGAUAUGUGGGUGGCGUUCGGCAGCUUCCCUCUGACCAACGCCUCCUUCGCUUUCCGGAUCGCUGCCCAUUGCCUGUCCUACGGACACUCCUGCGUGAACCCGGUCCUCUACGCCUUCCUGUCAGAGAACUUCCGGAAAGCCUGCCGUCAGGUUUUCAGCCGCCACCUCCUGCAGCCGCCUCCCUCCACCAGCAAAGUGGUCCGCUUCCGCAUGGACAACUUCUCCACCACACACUCCACCACCAACAUCUGAUGGGCCAGGAUAUCUGGUCAUGACCACAGAACCACGUGUGAUUGGCUGCUUUUGUCAGCCUGCAUGCACGCGCACACACACACACACACACACACACACCGAACGUCUCCUCAGACCUAUAUGGCUAUGGGCCUGUCCAGCUUCAGAUCAGCUGACUGACUCAGAAUAUUCAGGAUGUGCUGGGUCCAUCACAACAGUGAAGUUCGCUCCAGGUGUCGCAUCAGGUUACAUGGUGAUGCAGAAUUCUACAAAUGGAAACUCAGAAAUAGACCUUUUACAUGUAGGACACAAGAACUGAACCUUCAGAUGUUCUGGUCCAAAUUUUUCAGGUUCUGGUCAGAGUCGGUUACAAUCUGCAUAAGUCUGGAUCAGUGUGAUCCAGUCUGAACUUCAUGAAUUUAUAUGGACUGGUUUCAGGUUAGACAAUGUUCACACUGCAGGUCUUAAUUCUCAAAUACCAUUUUAUGCAGAAAUCUGAUUUUAUAUCAUGAAUCUGAUUAUUUUGUGUGGUUGUUCAUGUAAUAAUAUCACUGUGACAUCCCACAGAGUGUUUACGUAGGUAAACGUAAAUGUGAUGUGUUACAUCAAUUUAAAUAAAAUAUUGUUAAACCCAAUCUAAUCAUGUCUCAUCUCCUCCUGGGAUGAUUUCUGUCUCAUGUCAAUGACAUGAAACUUGGAUGGGUUGCAACAUGGCUUGUCAGACUGAGGUUGCUUUGAUUUGGUACAAAUUAGGAAAGUGGUCUGGAUUGGAUCUGUCUUCAUCAGAUUGUCAUAAAAUAUCUUAUAUGGGACAGACAAGGACAAAAAAACUCAGAUUUGACUCACUUUUACCUGCAGUGUGAACGCAGCACUAAAAGAGACAUCCAGAGAUGAC
Molecule: messenger RNA, 2014 nt
Organism: Melanotaenia boesemani (Boeseman's rainbowfish)
Lineage: Eukaryota; Metazoa; Chordata; Actinopteri; Atheriniformes; Melanotaeniidae
Gene: galr1b
Product: galanin receptor 1b
Exons: 3
Coding region: 70-1140 (356 amino acids)
Biological process (GO): neuropeptide signaling pathway
Cellular component (GO): membrane
Molecular function (GO): G protein-coupled peptide receptor activity
Source: RefSeq, a predicted model, not a curated record